AAGGAAGGAAAUCUCGCGAGGUUGUGGUACUGUGGCAGCCCUUGCCGGAGGCGGUUGGCGGAGGUUUACCCCGAGCCAGUGAUGGGUAUGAGCCCCGCUUAUCCCCUAGCCGUUCCCCGACUGUCGCUAUCCGGUUCUGCGUCUGCUUGCUGAAGAAACUGAACAGGCGAGAGGAGUCUCUUCCCUUGGGUGAAUAGGUCCCCUGUUGGCAGAGGCUUUGAGCCCUAGUCGCCACAGCUGACGGCUGCGAGGGAUUGAAACCAGAAUAUUCCUUUAGAAAUGAGUUGCACAAUUGAGAAGGCACUUGCUGAUGCCAAAGCUCUUGUUGAAAGAUUGCGAGAUCAUGACGAUGCAGCAGAAUCUCUGAUUGAGCAAACCACAGCUCUCAACAAGCGAGUAGAAGCAAUGAAGCAGUAUCAGGAAGAAAUUCAAGAACUUAAUGAAGUUGCGAGACAUCGGCCACGGUCCACAUUAGUUAUGGGAAUACAGCAAGAAAACAGACAAAUCAGAGAACUGCAGCAAGAGAACAAAGAAUUACGUACAUCCCUGGAAGAACAUCAGUCUGCCUUAGAACUUAUAAUGAGCAAAUAUCGUGAGCAAAUGUUCAGAUUGCUAAUGGCUAGCAAAAAAGAUGAUCCAGGUAUAAUAAUGAAGUUGAAAGAGCAGCACUCCAAGAUUGACAUGGUACAUCGUAACAACUCCGAAGGAUUCUUCCUUGAUGCAUCUCGACGCAUCCUUGAAGCACCUCAACAUGGACUGGAGAGGAGACACUUGGAAGCAAAUCAGAAUGAAUUACAAGCUCAUGUUGACCAGAUAACUGAAAUGGCAGCAGUAAUGAAGAAAGCCAUUGAAAUUGAUGAGCAACAGGGUUGCAAGGAACAGGAAAGAAUAUUUCAACUUGAACAAGAAAACAAAGGCUUGAGAGAGAUCCUUCAAAUAACUCGAGAAUCAUUUUUGAACCUUAGAAAAGACGAUGUGUCAGAAAGUACAUCUUUGUCAGCAUUAGUGACCAAUAGUGACCUGAGUCUGAGGAAGAACUGAAGAGCUUCUCUGAGCUUCUUUACAAGGCUCCAAACCCGUUGCUGGGACUGAACUGCUAAAGUGAAUGAAUUAACAGAAAGAUCAAUCUAAAGCUACCCUCUCCCCCAUUUUUUUUGUAACAUAUACAGGGCACUGGCAAUGAUAUUUUUAAGAGAUAGGAACCAAAAUGCAUAGUUCAUGGUUAAAGACUUUGUUCCAAAAUGUAAUCGAAAAGUAAAAACUAAGCCUUUGUUAAUUGGUGAACAAAUUGAAGAUUUUCACAGUGACUGCUGAACAUAUUAAGAGCUUUCAGUAGUAGUAUUGUUGCCUUUCUGGAUGAUACUUGGAUAAACAUGAUUCCCAAUAAAUGUUUGGGAAUUCAUAAAAUUAUCUCAAUUUUAAAAUAUAGAUUUUGCCACAGUUUGGUGAAUGGAAGAUCAUCAUACUAAAUUUUAUCCUCCCUGUUUGAUGUCAAAGUUAGCAAACAACUUAUGUACCAGGAGACUUCAGCUUUAAUGAUUGCCUAUCUGCCUUCCCAUUAAUUUAAAUUUUUGUCAAAGAAGAUUCAGUUUGAAAGGCUGUAGAAAUGUUUUAUAAGCACCGUAAAAAAAAAGAGGUAAGUUUAGCUGAUUUACCAUAAUUACUACUCAGCUAACAAUUGUCUAUAACUUGCUAAAUAUAUGAAAUAUCAUUUCAGGAAUGAAAGAGAAAGAAUACUACUUUCUAAGAAAGAAGAUCUUAUAAGAGACAUAUUUAGUAGGUUAAACUACUCCUUUGAAAAAAUAAGUUUUGGUUCUAAAUCAAUAAUGAAGAUGAGAUUUUUCUCUUCUCUGGUUGAUCUUUAAGGAUAUUAUAUAGAUCCUUUAGGUAACAGUAGAAAUGUUUGAUAUAGCAAGCUAGGUAUGGUUAUUUCAAAAUAAAUUGGGAAAUUCUCUGCCUCACAGGACCCUCAUACUCUUAAGGGAUACAAAAAGUAAAUUAAAAUUUCAAAAAAAUUUUCUAGAUCUAUUCUUAAGCACUAUCUGGUCCUCAUAACCUGUAAGGUUUUUCUUAUAACCUCUCAGUCAAAAGCAGGAUAAAAAAAGCCUAUGGAGUUAGAAGUAUUUGUUUUAUUUUUUUAUAAAAUAUGUAAAUCCAGUAUGUAAAUUUUUUAAAGCCACCAGAAAUAGAAAUGUGCUUUAAUAUCAAUUGAAAUCCAAUUUUUUCUUACUUUGUGAUUAUAGUAUAGAAGGAUUAAAAGAAGAGUGUCACAUAUGAUUAAAUAUACUCAUUUAUAUUAAAUACAGAUUAAAAUUAGCACAACAGAAAAUUUACUUUUGAAUAUAUAAUUUGUUGAAUAUGUACAAGGAAAUUUUUGUGUAUAAUUUUGUGUAUUGGUAAAAUUCAGAACUACUUUUCAGAAUUUUUCUAUCUUAAGUUUGGGGUAAGUGGGGUUUAUAGGGCUGAUUAAAUAGAACAGGGCUAUUGGCCCAAACAUUAUGUUAAUUUUUUUUCUCAUUCAGAGGCCUUAAUAUCUUAUAAAUAAAUGGCAGUUUUUAUUUUUUAACUUUUCUAUUGUUUUUUUUUUUUUUCAGAAAGUAUCCCUUAAUUUGAUGGCACAUUCAUUCAUAUAGUUUUUAUCCCAAGUUAGAAUUAAAGAAAAUAAGCUAUACAGUUGAGAUUAAGUCUGAGGUAGUUAACUGAGGCAGCUCUAUUAUAAAACAUUACUUGGUAAAUAAUUAUUUUUGUAAAUAAGUUAAUUUAUUCAUAGUCUUCCUACUUGGAUAUAAUUUUAAGAUCUUGGUGUUUAAAGACAUUUACUUUAUUAUAUAGCAACAGUUUUUCAUCCCAUACUUUUAAGCAGAACCUUAAAUUUAUGUCUGAAAGUAUGUAGUGCAAAGGAGCCUACUUUAUCAAUAAAAAUGAGUGAUAAAAUUGG
Molecule: messenger RNA, 2938 nt
Organism: Pteropus alecto (black flying fox)
Lineage: Eukaryota; Metazoa; Chordata; Mammalia; Chiroptera; Pteropodidae
Gene: FGFR1OP2
Product: FGFR1 oncogene partner 2
Exons: 7
Coding region: 280-1041 (253 amino acids)
Biological process (GO): response to wounding
Source: RefSeq, a predicted model, not a curated record